GCCAUCGAUAAAUAAGUAGGUAUUACAAUUAGAUUAAUUACUAUAUAAAAGUAGGUCAAGUUUGGUUAAUUACUCAGUUUGGCUGAUAUUGUUUAAGAUGAAGCAGCUUUUGGUUCUUGUUGCGCUCAUUGCCGCCGCUCAGGCCCUCGGGGCAUGGAAGGGUGGUCUGAAAGUGAGAUUUGGGAUGAAUGUGAUUGGCUACGGUCGCAGCUACUUCAUGAGCGUGCCCCGCACUAUCGCUGAGGCUAAGAACGCGCGCUGGGUGCAGCAGCCACGCCCUGACGGACCUAUGCCCGAGCUCGUGCUAUACUGCCCUUCGCAAAACGACCGCGUGCUCUGCGCAUUGUUCGAUGACACCGCAUACGUAGCUGGUCUGCAGGUUGCUCUCGAUGAAGCCAAAAUGACGGACGCACCAUUCGACUGGAAGGUUCAAGGUUUUACCCGCUGGACGCCACCACCGAAUACCCAAGGUGUUGUCGAAACAUACCAGACCAUUCAGCAAUACUUCAUCGAUGAAGUCGAAUUGGCAAAGACCCCAGCUGAGCGUAUCACGGCACGUAAUGCAGACAAAACCAUACAGUUCAACGGCGUAUGGGUGACUGGCUUUAACGGGGAGCGCAUGAGGAUCUCUGAUAGGACUGAAGAUAUCGCCAACACUGCUGUCAGCCACUUCACAAAACAGGCCUGCAUUCCAUUGAUGGGUCGUCACUAUUACUACAACAUGACUGCGUCGACCGCGUGCACAGCUGACAGCUUGUUCCCCUGGUUCCCCCUGGUGCAUUCUGGCGAGCUCAUCGGCAUGGGCUUCAUCGUGUUCGGCAAACUCGAGGAGAAAGCAAUCAUUAGGGACUACUUUGAGAGGCCCCCCGUUACUGCUGUCAAGGUUAUCGUCCCCGACGGCCCAGAAUGCUUAUACGAGAUGGCGCGCGACCCAGCGAUGAUCACCAUGCACUCCUACUACAUCAACACACCCUGGCUUGUCGACUGCCUCUUGCAAUAAGGACAUCUUUCCAGCUUUCAAAAGUAUUUUAUCCCUUAAGAUGACGAGUUGUUACAUUAACAACAAAGUUACCACCAUAUUUGGUCAAUUUUCUGUUUUUGUAAUUAUAAUGGAGUUUUAAUUUACAUCUACGGAUAAUUGUAAUUUCUCCAAUAUCGCCAAAACAAUGUAAAUAAAAUUCAAAUUAAGCAAAUCGUAAGCUUUUCAUUUGUGGAUUUUUCUAGUGUACGAAAAUAAAAAAAAUCAACUAGCGGA
Molecule: messenger RNA, 1255 nt
Organism: Chilo suppressalis (striped riceborer)
Lineage: Eukaryota; Metazoa; Arthropoda; Insecta; Lepidoptera; Crambidae
Source: the annotation of a GenBank genome assembly